Messenger RNA from Xiphias gladius (swordfish), 1713 nucleotides. RefSeq names its product rho guanine nucleotide exchange factor 38-like. Gene Ontology annotation, cellular component: cytoplasm. Gene Ontology annotation, molecular function: protein binding; guanyl-nucleotide exchange factor activity. NCBI's taxonomy places the organism in Eukaryota, Metazoa, Chordata, Actinopteri, Istiophoriformes, Xiphiidae. The record is from RefSeq and is a predicted model, not a curated record. Gene Ontology annotation, biological process: intracellular signal transduction. The transcript has 9 exons. Bases 1 to 1713 code for a protein of 570 amino acids.
AUGGGCUCACUGCUCAUCAAACCUGUCCAGAGGAUCAUGAAGUACCCGUUGCUGCUUGGGGAACUGUGGCAGGCCACACCUGAAGACCAUCCUGACUAUCGGCCGCUGCAGGAGGCAUUCACUGCAGCCAAGAUCAUAAAUGUGAACAUCAAUGAGUUCAAGAGGCGGAAGGAUAUAGUUAUGAAGUACAAGAGGUUGGAAGAUGAAGGCACACUGAGGGGCAAACUACACAAGUUAAACAUACACUCCAUCCGUAAGAAAGGCGACAGGUUUGCUGGCUAUCUCAAGAUCCUCACUGGAGUCGAACCACAGGUGAGAGAUGAAGUAUUUGAUAGAGAGGAGAAGCUGUUCAGGGGUCUGGAGAAGGCUGUGAGGCAGCUGGUCAAGAAUGUGAACUGUUACCUGCAGCACACUCAGGAGAUGGUGUCUGUAGCUGUCCAGAAUGUCCAGGACAUGGAGAACAUGGUUAAGGAUCCAAACAAAAAUGGCAUAAACGGCUCAUUGCACAAUAAUGGAAAUGACCCCUAUAAGCACUUUAGAGACAGUAUGGAGCGCUUGGUCCUCCUCCCCCUCUCCUCCCUGCAGGGCAUGUUCACAGCCCCCCAGAAGCUCAUACAGAAACGUUACGACAAAUUGCUGGAUUACUGCAGCCGCCUGGAGCGCUCUUCCUCUUUUUCAUCCCCAUCAUCCACCGCUUCGUCCUCUCCUUCAACGUUGUCAGAGGACCCGCCUGGUCCUGCGAGGAGGGACUAUGAGGCUCUCAAUGCCUUGCUAGUGGAGGAGUUGCAGAGGUUCAACAUGGCUGCCUAUACUAUCCUGUCCAACUGUGUGGUGUAUCUAGUUGCCCUACUCAGAGAGCUGAUGGAUAAAAUACUACUCCGUGCUCCAUCCAUACAGCAGCUACCAGCUCCAUUGUCAAACAUUGCUGAAGUGCAGAACAGCAUCAUGGACGAGCUGAAUAAUCUGGCUUUUGUUAAAGAUAAUGCACAGAAGCUAAUGGAGCGCAAAGUCAGCUUUGAGAGACAACGAGACAAGAAAAUAUCGAUGCUGGAGGUGCAGCAUCAAACCGAGGAACAGCGUGCCUGGCUGUUGGCGGAAUACCCGCUGAGCCGUCUGUACCAGCUGAAGAGGAAGUGCAACGGCUGCCAGGAGCAGGACCUCAGCCUGCUAGAAGGAGAGCUGGUCGCCCUGUUGGAGGACACAGACCCAUUGGGCAGCAGCAGCCGCUGGCUGGUUCACACCGGAGGUACACAAGGCUACGUCUAUUCCACAUUCCUGAAGCAGUACAACCCUCUGAGGGACUCACAGCGGGCAGGCCAGAUGGCCAAAGAGCAGCAACAGCAGCAGCCACCUGCCAUGGCGGACGACGACUUCGACGACCUCAGCCUGUUUGUGUCAGGCAGUGGCAGCAGCAGCCUGCGCAGCUUCAACCUCAAUACCACCGACAGCAGCUCAACCCUCUCUGGUCUACAGGGGGAGCUGGAGAGCCCAGAAGACCUGGAGGACACACUUGACGCAGAGGCUCAGCAGUUUUAUGCCGUGUAUGCAUUUCAAGCCCGCUGUGACCAGGAGCUGACCUUGCAGGAGUACCAGCAUGUCCGCAUUCUCAAAUUCUGUGACCUGGGAGGCAAUAAGGAGUGGUGGUUAGCUGAGGCUAACGGACAGAAGGGAUAUGUCCCUGCCAACUACCUUGGCAGGAUGUCCUAUGCCUAA